Lachancea mirantina is the source of this 639-nucleotide messenger RNA. The record is from the annotation of a GenBank genome assembly. Lineage: Eukaryota; Fungi; Ascomycota; Saccharomycetes; Saccharomycetales; Saccharomycetaceae.
AUGAAGUAUAUCAUCGAGCACAUGGAGCAGGGCUUCAGCGAAUGGGUGACCCUGGAAUAUGCGCAAAUUAUCAGGGACUUGGGAGCAUCUAAUUUGAUUCUUUCAUCGCUUCCUAGCGAAACGGAAGAAUCCGACAUUCCACAGAAACUGAGAGAAUUGGGCCUCCAAUGGACUACCAAGCCAUUGACACAAAUCCGCGAAGAGUUUCCGGAGCUUCCCGAGCUUGAAAAACAACGGGUGUGUUUGCUAGAUCCUCGUGCCAAAGGGGACCUUGAGACUGCGGACUCAAGCAAAUUCGAUUAUUUUGUAUUUGGCGGGAUUCUUGGCGAUCAUCCGCCCAGAGAUAGAACGCGUGAGCUCAUGACUGCGUAUCCCGACCUGUUAAUCGGGAAAAGACUAGGUGACAAGCAAAUGACCACUGACACUGCUAUCAGGACGACACAAUUGAUUAUUGAGGGCCAGAUACCUUUCGAAAAGAUCAAGUUCAUCGACUAUCCGGAAUUUCGUUUCAGCAAAAACGAAGCCACGGAGAUGCCCUUCAGAUACGUGCUGGAUGCACAGGGCAGACCAAUUUUGCCAGAGGGUAUGCUAGACCUCAUAAAGAAAGACUCCGAACAAAGUUUAGAUGAUAUCCUUUGA